AGAAAUUAAGCAACAAUAUAAUUAAACUAAUUAGGCUCGUAGAGCUGUCUCCCAUGGCGAAAAAUUCAGGAAUUUUGACGACCGUAGCUGAUGCCUUCAGUGAGGUAGCCCAAACUGUGAAUUCUCCGAGGCCAUACGUGGAAAUCGGUCGGCUGGUUCGAGCUUGCCGCCUCCUUUCUCCUCUCUUGAGUAGUUUAGGAGUCUUCAAGUUUGCAGAGAAGGAGUUUUCUGCUAAGGUGGAUGAUCUUGCAGAAGCUGAAAAAUCAGUACAUACUCUGGAAUCCUUGCUUCACUCCGAUAUCAGAAAGAAUUGUGAAAAGGAUUCUAACAGUCAUUCAAGGAACCUUGUGAGAGUGAAGCGAUCAGUGGACAUGCUAAAGAUCAUGUUUGAGCAAAUUCUAGCUAGAGGGGGAAACUCUAUUGUCGGUCCGGUCUCUACGGCUUAUAAGCAGGUAUUUGCACCCUACCAUGGAUGGCUGAUAAGGACAGGUGUUUCUGCUGCGAUGAUAACCCUCCCAACAAAGGCACAACUCCUGAGGAACCUGAAUGAAGAUGAGGCCACUGCUAAUGUUCAGAUGCAAAAGUACGUGACUGCAUCGGCUUCUGUCUUACAGUACAUUGACAAGUUAUUCCGCUCCAGGUGCUCAGGCAAUGAACUGCUUGGGAUGGUUUGAUUCUCAACUUGUUGCUUGUAGUGUAUAAUAUAAUUAUAAUUAAUAAUAUGUUGUCACUGCUUUUAUGUC
Molecule: messenger RNA, 743 nt
Organism: Vitis vinifera (wine grape)
Lineage: Eukaryota; Viridiplantae; Streptophyta; Magnoliopsida; Vitales; Vitaceae
Product: accelerated cell death 11
Exons: 4
Coding region: 54-674 (206 amino acids)
Biological process (GO): intermembrane lipid transfer; ceramide transport
Cellular component (GO): cytoplasm; cytosol; membrane
Molecular function (GO): ceramide 1-phosphate binding; ceramide 1-phosphate transfer activity
Source: RefSeq, a predicted model, not a curated record